Messenger RNA from Dermatophagoides pteronyssinus (European house dust mite), 904 nucleotides. It is a transcript of the gene Sgt1, whose product is annotated as suppressor of G2 allele of skp1. Gene Ontology annotation, molecular function: protein-folding chaperone binding. Lineage: Eukaryota; Metazoa; Arthropoda; Arachnida; Sarcoptiformes; Pyroglyphidae. The record is from RefSeq and is a predicted model, not a curated record.
UUUCAAUAGAGCCAUAAACGCAUGCACGUGAGCUUUGUUUACAGCCCAAUUUGCAAUCUAAAAAUUUCUUUUGUUGAUUUAUUGAUUUUAAUUUUAACAUUGCGGAUUAAUCAUUUAAUGCAUAAUAAUGGAUCAACAACAGCAACAACAAUCGAUUUCCAAUAAUGACGAGAAAAAGAUAACGCCACGAUAUGAUUGGUAUGAAACAGAUCAAUUCAUAGUCAUCGGCGUUAUGAUCAAACAGAUUGAUAAAACAAAAGUUCAUAUUGAUUUUCAACCACGCCGUUUAAUUUUCAAUUAUAAACCUGUGACAGAAAAUGACAAUCAAAAAAUUUUUUACGAACUUAUUUUUGAUCUAAAUGAUGAAAUUAAACCACAGGAAUCAAAUUGGAAAGUUACAUCUGUAAAGGCCGAAAUUAAGCUCUGUAAAGUGGCCAAUUAUCGUUGGGGGAAACUUGAGGUCGGUUUAUGCAAUCAACCAGUGAUCCGUGGUGUGCCGAUGAAUUCCUUGUCACAGGAUUCUGAAUCGAAUUCCGGAUCAUCAUCAAAUAAUACUAAUGCCAAAACGAAAGGAAUGACGCGUAAUUGGGAUGAACUAGUCAAACAAGUAGAAAAAGAAGAGGAAAAAGAAGAAGGUGGUGUUGAGGAUCUAUUCCGCCGUAUAUAUUCUUCGGGUGAUGAGAAUUUACGUCGAGCAAUGAAUAAGUCGUUUGUUGAAUCGAAUGGUACUGUUUUGAGUACAAACUGGAAUGAUGUAGGAAAAGGUAAAGUGGAUGUAAAACCACCAGAUAGUUGUGAAUUUCGUAAAUGGGAUGAAUAGAAUGAAUUCGUUAUGAUAAAUGAUAUUUAUUCAUCAAAAAAAAGAAAACAAAUAAUGUAAAUAUGCCAAAUAAAAAUCACAUUU